AUGUCACAGGAGCCAGAGUCGUCAGCUCCUGUAACUGCUUUGCAGAAAAUUGUCACUCUGCAGCACAUCCAUUCCCUAUACCUUGCAGCUCAACAAUCCCAACCUCCUCGCAAAGACAUCUCAUUCAAUAUCUUACAGCUUCAAGCAAUGAUAAACAAUAAUCCACUGAUAAAUCCAUAUUUUGACAUUUUGAACAUUAAAGAGUCUUUGGAUGCAAUAAAACAAAAGAGACAAAAUCGAGAAGUAUUCCAGGACAUACUAACUCCUGGCCAAAUUGUACAAGUGAUAUCAGAGAGUCUUUCUCUGGACAAUGCCAGUGAACACGUUAUAUCUCAGAUUCCAAAAAGUACAAUAUUUCGUCUUUCGAACAAGAUCGAUAUUGCUUUGGUGAAAGACAGGUUGAUAAAGAUACUGAACAGCUACAAAAAUACCACGCUGGGUGAAAUUACUAGCUUAGAGUUGAAAUAUAAGAACCAAAAAAAGGAGAUAGAGCAAAUUGAAAACGGUAGCAUCGAAGACUCAAAGCUCAUUGAUGAAUUUUCCCAAAAGUCCGGAAUGGAACAAUCGAAAAAUGUUCCUAAAAAGGCCGAAGAUGUGCAGGAAGCCAGUCAACAGGAACUAGUCAAUAUGGUGAAGGAAAAGCUCGAGUCAGACGAAGGGAAAGAAAUUACCAAAGUUCUUCAAGAUCUUUCGGAUAAUCAGAAAAAGGACGGCCAGAUUGUUUUGGACGAAGAACAGCUGGAGAAGACUUUAGAGAUGGCCAAAGGUGAUGCGCAAGAAAAUGAAGGACAUGCGGAUGGUGAGGACGCAGACAAAAAGAUCGAUCAGGAUGCCGAGCAGAAGGCACAAUCAUCGGCUCGAUCGGAGCCAGUCACUCCUUUGGAAGAAGGAGAAAGAAAGGCAUCAGAGACUCCUUCUGAAGCUCGGGAGGGCCCAGCGCUAAACUCCAGGCUGGAUACAGAAUCGGAACCUGAAACGAAACUGGAGUCCAAGUCGGUUUCAAAAGAGCUACCAUCGCCAGCUCCAGAACCUGCUACGCCUUCAUCACCAGCAAGUGGGGAUGAAGAACGUGGAAGCAAGCGACGCGGAUCAGAAAGCAUGCCCCCUGGCUGUACUAAGCGUUUCAAUGCUCUUUCUGCACAAUUGCUUACACAGAUAUCAUCUAACCGGUUCGCUUCAAUGUUCAUGCAACCAGUAAAUGAAAACGAAGAGCCCAAGUACUACAAGCUAAUACGACAUCCUGUGGACAUCAAAAGUCUGGGUAAAGCUAUUCGGACGGGUGAAAUAAAAUCAUUCAACGAGUUGGAAUUCGAGCUUCAACUGAUGUUCAGCAACGCAAUUAUGUACAACGAUAUGCAUCAGACAGAAACUUAUAAAUGGACGAUUGAAAUGAUGGAAGAAGCGCAAAACUUGUUGAGCCUGUUCCGGGAAUCAUCCAGCAAUUAA
Ogataea angusta is the source of this 1446-nucleotide messenger RNA. RefSeq lists its product as uncharacterized. Lineage: Eukaryota; Fungi; Ascomycota; Pichiomycetes; Pichiales; Pichiaceae. Gene Ontology annotation, molecular function: protein binding. The transcript has a single exon. The record is from RefSeq and is a predicted model, not a curated record. Gene Ontology annotation, cellular component: NuA4 histone acetyltransferase complex. The coding region runs from base 1 to 1446 and encodes 481 amino acids.